UCGUAAAAAACAUGUGAGGAAUAUGUUGGAUAUGAUCAGAUUUUACAGAUCAUAUCCGUAUCAAUAGUUUUGUGUGAAAUCAAAACGAAACACAGCUUUGAAUGGUAGAUAUCAUCAUUUUCUUAAAGAAUAAUAGAAAAAUGGUUUACAACUUGCAAGAAAAAAUGAAUACAGGGAUCACAUCAAAACAAUAUAGCCUUGAGAGAAAUGAUCAGUUUAACGAGACCAGCUUUCAUGCCAAGGACGAAGAUUGCACGGUUCAAGACAAAGAAAAGACGCAUCAUCUUGAGAGAGACCAAUGGUCAAGCAAAAUGGAUUUUAUUCUUGCAUGUGUCGGAUGCGCAGUUGGACUGGGCAAUAUUUGGAGAUUCCCGUAUCUGUGCUACAAAAAUGGUGGAGGUGCGUUCCUUAUUCCGUAUACAGUUUGCCUGGUUACCUGCGGGGUGCCAGUCUUUAUGCUAGAACUAGCUUUAGGCCAGUACAUGAACAUCGGCUGUAUUGAAGCUUGGGCAAGACUGGUACCUGCAUUCAAAGGUAUAGGGGUUGCGUGUUGUGUAGCUACAUUCCAAAUGAACAUAUAUUAUAUCGUAAUGCUGGCAUGGGGAGGCUACUAUCUCGUUAUGUCUUUUACUUCUCCUCUACCAUGGUCUCAUUGUGGUAAUGAAUGGAAUACAGAGAGGUGUUUCUCGCCGGAACGAGCAGAAACAAACAAUUACAAUUCGACAAUGAACUGGAACGGCACUGCAAAUGACAGGAAUGUGGAUCCUGCACAGGAAUUCUGGGAGAAAAAAGUUCUUCGUAUAUCAAACGGAAUAGAUGAACCGGGGGCUAUUGUGUGGGAACUUGCGGUCUCGCUGUUUGUUGUUUGGGUAUUUGUAUACAUUUGUGUAUGUAGGGGAGUAAAAGUGAGCGGAAAGGUUGUAUAUUUUACUGCACUGUUUCCAUAUGUCGUCAUCACUAUUCUGCUGAUUCGCGGAGUGACGCUAGAUGGCGCCAGUGAUGGUAUCUAUUUUUAUCUCAAUCCGGAUUUCUCAAAACUAUUAGACCCACAGGUAUGGAUAGAUGGUGGGACCCAGGUGUUCUUCUCCUAUGUUAUUGCUAAUGGAGUGUUGAUAACUCUUGGAAGUUACAACAAGUUCAAUAACAAUUUUUACAGAGAUUGUUUUCUUGUGGCAAGUAUCAACAGUUUUACAAGUUUUUAUGGAGGUUUUGCAGUGUUUUCUGUCCUUGGAUUCAUGGCAAAAGAACAAAAUAUGACAAUUGGGGAAGUUGUCAAUUCUGGUCCAGGUCUAGCAUUCAUCGCCUAUCCAAAGGCUAUUUCACAAAUGCCUCUGUCACCUCUAUGGGCUGUUCUCUUCUUCAUUAUGAUUUUGUUGCUGGGAUUCGACAGUCAAUUUGUUUGUGUAGAGGCGUUCCUGGCUCCAAUACUAGAUGCUUUCCCGCAUUACAUGUACAUUAAAAGAAAUAGAAUGAUAUUUACAGCCAUUUACGCUCUAAUAUCAUAUAUUGUAGCUUUAUCUAUGGUAACGGAGGGCGGGAUUUAUGUGUUUCAAUUAUUUGACUACUAUAGCGCAAGUGGGUUCGUCUUGUUGUGGAUUUGCUUCUUCGAGGCCGUAGUUGUCUCGUGGGUUUUUGGCGAGGAGAGAUUUCAGGCAGCGGUUGAAGUUAUGAUAGGUCGGCGGUUUCCUCGCUUGUUUUUCAUUUGUUGGAAAUUUUUAACACCCGCAAUAACAAUGGCUAUUUUUACGUUCUCUCUUGUGUCGUUUGCGCCACUGAUGUAUGAGAAGAAAUACACUUACCCAGUAUGGGCCCGGAUGUUAGGGUUGUGUAUGACUCUACUAUCGACUAUGUGUAUACCAGGGAUAUUUAUACACACUUUUCUGACACAGAAAGGAACUCUCAGACAGAGAUGGCGAUCCAUGUUCACACCUCUUCUUCAACCUCAUCAGAUUUUAAAUAAAUAA
Ruditapes philippinarum (Manila clam) is the source of this 1964-nucleotide messenger RNA. RefSeq names its product sodium- and chloride-dependent GABA transporter 2-like. Gene Ontology annotation, cellular component: membrane. Lineage: Eukaryota; Metazoa; Mollusca; Bivalvia; Venerida; Veneridae. The record is from RefSeq and is a predicted model, not a curated record. Gene Ontology annotation, biological process: sodium ion transmembrane transport. The coding region runs from base 102 to 1964 and encodes 620 amino acids. The transcript is spliced from 15 exons.